Messenger RNA from Musa acuminata AAA Group (dessert banana), 1233 nucleotides. Its product is annotated as F-box protein At5g52880-like. Bases 55 to 981 code for a protein of 308 amino acids. The record is from RefSeq and is a predicted model, not a curated record. Gene Ontology annotation, molecular function: protein binding. Lineage: Eukaryota; Viridiplantae; Streptophyta; Magnoliopsida; Zingiberales; Musaceae. The transcript has 6 exons.
UGUUUCCCGUUCGAAAUCGGGUGGCGAGUCGGUCGGUGGUGGACGGACGGAGGGAUGGGGAGAGCAACGGUGAGAGAGCGAUACGAGAAAUUAGGGCUGGCCGAGGCCCUCUCGCGUGCCCACGAUUACCCGUCGGCGUGCCACGAGCUGGGCCUCAUCCUGCGCCUCGCCUACGCGGAUCUCCCCAAGAACCUCCAAUCCGUCGUCUUCCAGGAUACCCUCUCCGCCUUCCGCCUCCUUCCCGAAGUGCAAACAGGGCAUGGGUUAUCUUCAGCCAACGUUCUUCUCCAAGCAGCAGAAGUUGCAUUGCCCAAGCAAAAAAAGGCACUAGCUGUUUCAGAGUUCAAGCAUGCUGCUGUUGCACAUAAAAGGCGCUCCAGAGCUCACCAUGAUGGAGGUUCUGUCAUCUUACCUUAUGAUCUUCUUGUUCACAUCUUCAGUUUUCUGGAUUUGCGGUCUCUAGCAUCUGUUGGUUUAGUAUGCUGGGCAUGGAACACAGCUGCAAUUGAUAACGGGUUAUGGCAGAUGCUGUACAGCAACCUAUUUGGUAAUUAUAGCACCUGCACAAGUAAAGAGCAGGACCGCAAACUAGUACCUGAUGGGAAAGAUGUGGUUUUUCAUGGAGGCAUGGGAGUGGAUCCAACAAUCAAUAUUAACUGGAAAGAGGCAGUUAGAAGAAAAUGUGAAGGUGUCUCGUCUUGGAAGUUUUUACCAAAUCGUGUAGUAUGUGGACAUUGUCAAUCAAUAAUUUGGUCCAGUGGGAUCACAUGUCGUACUUCGCAUGAGUGUUCAAAGAUAGGGAAUCAGAAGCUAAACAUAAGGCCUAUAUCACCUUGUAAGGUUGUGGAGUACCUGCUGGGUGAGAUCGAGUUAGCAGUGAUGUCUUCCGAUACGGAUGACAGCGACUCCGAUGGACCCUCGCCGAGCACACAGCAUCUUCCCAGAUUAUGGGCGUACCCAAAGCUUUCUAGUACCAACUAACACCACCUUUCCAUUACUUGCUCCAAGUAAUUUAUGAAAUUGCGAGGAUUAGAAAUUUAUGAAAAUAAUUUUCAUGGUGUUUGCUGAGUAAAUAUCGAUGUAAUUGCCAGGAUGAUAUGUUGCUUAUUCCAUCAGAAUCCUCCUCUCAUGUACAGUAAGCCACUGGACAUUGUGCGAUACAUAUUAGCAUCUCCCAACGGAGCCAUAUGUUAUAUAUAGAUAUCUGGCAAAUGCUAGAUCCUUCCUUUCUUA